CCGCGGCCGGCUGUGUCGGUUGCACCAGCCCCCCGCCAUGGCAGCGGCGGAGGGGAAGGACCCGCUGGGAUUUUUCGCCGCCUACGGGAGCGACAGCAGCUCGAGUGCCGGCUCGGAUUCCGAGGGCGAGGAAAGCUGCGGGCCGGACCGGGAGGGCCAUUCGUCGAAGCCGCCGCCGCAGAGCGGGGUCUCCGAAGGGAAGCCACGCUUGCCCGGGCCCGACGAGCUUUUCCGCAGCGUUAACCGGCCUGCUUUCCUCUAUAACCCACUACACAAGGAGAUUGACUGGGAGAGCCGGGUGCUGCGGGCGCCCGAGGAGCCUCCUAAGGAAUUCAAGGCAUGGACUACAAAUGCUGUGCCACCCCCUGAGACUUACACUGUCAAAGAAACAAAGCUUCCACCCCGACCUGAACUUGACAUGGCAAUCAAAUGGUCUAAUAUGUAUGAAGACAAUGGUGAUGAUGCUCCAAAGCAUGCAAACAAGAUUAACUUUUUACCAGAAGAAGAAGAGCAAGAUCAUAUAGAAUCAGAUGAUGAAAAGGAUGAACCAGCUUCAUUUAAGAAACGCAAGCUAGACCCUGAGGAAGUAACAAAGAAAAAAAAGCAGCGAUGAAUUGGAGAAAGUCUGACUGCUAAAACUUUGUUAUUAGAUAUGUUGGACAGCUGUUGGAUGUUGACUUCACUAUUGGAGCCAAACAAAAAAUAGCAUUGCCAACAAUACAGCACACUUAAGGAUUCUGUAACUUCAGUGAUAUCUUUAUUGUACUGGAAAUUAUGGAAUUGUUCAUAUUGUUGUAGAUGUUAUACCUAUUUACUGGAAAUGUUUCAAUUAGAAACCUUUUAAUUAAAAACUUCUUAGAAUAUUGUGGUAUAUAUUUGUGUUCCUGCAGACUAUGAAGUUUCAAAGUAUUCUGUUCUUCCAUGAAACUGAUAUAUAAGAGAAUUGUUUACAAAGCUGCCAUUGUGAUAGAAGAUUUUUAAAAUUAAAUCAAGAAAUUACAUUUUUAUAGGAGUUUUAAACAAUGUAUUGUGAUGGUGAUACUAUUUUGAAAUGUAUGUAAGUAUGUAAAUAGGUUGCUGAAAUAAACUAUAUGUUUGAAAGGG
Molecule: messenger RNA, 1104 nt
Organism: Varanus komodoensis (Komodo dragon)
Lineage: Eukaryota; Metazoa; Chordata; Lepidosauria; Squamata; Varanidae
Gene: CUNH1orf52
Product: chromosome unknown C1orf52 homolog
Exons: 3
Coding region: 38-613 (191 amino acids)
Source: RefSeq, a predicted model, not a curated record